This is a messenger RNA of Dermacentor andersoni, 3764 nucleotides long. RefSeq names its product ubiquitin carboxyl-terminal hydrolase 5-like. Gene Ontology annotation, molecular function: cysteine-type deubiquitinase activity; zinc ion binding. Lineage: Eukaryota; Metazoa; Arthropoda; Arachnida; Ixodida; Ixodidae. Gene Ontology annotation, biological process: protein deubiquitination. The record is from RefSeq and is a predicted model, not a curated record.
AGAGACUUGCAGUUGGCUGGGAAUAACGAGUUUUUGAGAUAACUAUGCUGAUGAGUCCCUUGGGUAGUAGUGGGUCUAGUUAUGGGAACCCAGUUUUUGCCUUACUAACUGCUACUUUCUCAAGUUUUGCACACAUCGUAGCGCCUUCCCGAAAGAAACAAUUCUGGCUAUAUUGCUGCCCCCUGCUGGAGAAUGCUCAUACACAUUUCAAGAUUAAAGCACUAUUAUUGCACUGUCGACGUUUCUCUGUCACCAUUCAGCUUCACCAAGGCCUACACAUUGAUAGUGUAAGGAAAGGGCAGUUCAGUGGGGGCUGAAAAUGGCUCACUGACAUGGCUGUUGCAAUGCCACACACUGUCGAUAGUAUCAUUGCCGUAAUAACAGGAAUUCUUAAAUUUUAAGCAAUAGGGAAGAAAUAACGUUAACAUGUUUGUUUUAAAAUAUUUAUCGUUCAGGAGACGGAAGGACCGUAUUGCACGACUAUGAUUACAAGGUAAUUAGAACACUCACAGUUGCAUUAAAAGGCCUUCGUAAACACGAGUUCAAAGUCAUGCUGACAACAACAUGCUGGGUUUUACUGUGGCUCAGUCAGAUGUAAUUUUCUGCCUUCAGAUAAUCAUGUGUAAAAAUUCUUGCAUUGCUACCAUGUAGUUCUGUGCAGCAAGCCCAUGGCUACCUCCACAAAAACGACGACGACUCGGAUGGUGCUGUUGGUGGCUUUUAAAUAUAGCACAUUUCGUUUUCUUCUUCUUCGUGCCUCGCAAUACAUUUUUAGGUACUGGAAUGGUCCAUGAACGAUAUCCUGUGUGACGUGUUUUAGCAAUGGUAAACUUUCGUUUUUGCUGGGACUAAGCCCACAUUGCAUCAUGAACGCGGCGUGUCAUCUGGCCCUGGAGAGACGACGGCUCCCUAUGCAGUCAUCACAGGAAGCCAUCACUCCGCCCACGGUCGGAACACUGAUGAAAAAAAGGUAAAAGUUUGCGGCGCGCCACGCGGGAAACGUGUCCACGUGCAUAUGAGCGCGUGCGAAGCCAGUUAGACCAGUCGUCAUUUUGUCAGGUGAUCAUUUCGAACACCAUGGCCGAUUUCUACGAGAAGCUCGCAGCCCAUGUUGAUAGAAUCAGAACUCCUGGUUAUUCGGAGAGGAUUUAUAGGGAUGAGUGCGUCUUUUCAUUCGACACACCGAAGUCUAAAGGAGGACUUUACAUUUGCCUUAACACAUUUCUUGGAUUUGGGCAGAAACAUGUCAAGUGGCACUACACAAAGACUGGAAAUGCCGUCUAUCUUCAUUUGAAGACCAUGAAAGUUGAGAUACAAGACAAGGCUUCUUCGGACCAGGGCAAGAAAUAUGAAUACGAGCACUACAGUUCACUUGUUAUACUUCCAGACUUUGACGAAAUUCCUGUGCCUGACUCAGACCUCCCAGAAAAGGUUCAACUUUCCAUUGCACUUGUUCUUUCUUCUGACCUGGACACUGAGGACUAUGACUAUGAAGAAUUGGUUAGAACAGUGAAUGAUGCACCUAAGCCAGUCUCAAAAUACAGCAACACAUUGACACAGUUAAACAAUGGUGUAAAGGUGCCACGUUGGGGCUGGAGGUGCGAGAAGUGCUGUCUUGUUGAGAACCUGUGGCUGAACCUGACAGAUGGCUCUAUUCUCUGUGGUCCAAAGCGGUACAAGGACAGUGGAGGCUACAACCAUGCACUUGAACACUUUCAGGAAACUGGCUACCCACUUGUGGUUAAGCUAUGCACCAUCACGUCAGAUAGCGCUGAUGUCUACUCAUAUGAUGAAAACAGCAUGGUAAUAGAUGGCAAUCUGUCCAAACACCUUGAACAUUUUGGUAUUGAGAUUGCCAAUAUGCGAACGACAGACAAGACAACACAUGAACUGAAGGAUGAAAUGACACAGCAGUCAGGAGAGUGGGCGGUAAUCCAGGAAACUGGCCACAACCUGGAACGCCUGUAUGGACCCGGCUACACGGGCCUAGAAAACCUUGGCAACUCCUGCUACAUGAAUGCCGUAAUGCAGGUCGUCAUGAGCAUCCCAGACUUCAAGCAGAAGUACUAUGACAAAGCUGAUCAGAUUUUCGAACAAGCCCCACCAGAUCCAGCUGAAGAUUUCACUGUUCAAAUGACGAAGUUAGCAGUAGGCAUUCUUUCUGGCAACUAUUCCAAGAAGCCUAAUCAGAGUGACACCUCCUUAAAGGACACUAUGGAGGUACGUGGAAUCAGGCCGCAAAUGUUCAAAGCUGCAGUGAGCAAGAACCACACAGAGUUUUCGACGAGACGACAGCAAGACGCCCAGGAGUUUUUCCUGCACUUGCUGGAACUUGUCGAGAAAAACAGUCGCAACGAAAUGGACCCUUCGAACUGCUUCAAGUUUGAAGUGGAAGAGCGUGUGGAGUGCACUGCAUCAGGGAAAGUGCGCUACACACAUUGUGUUGACUGGUGCCUCGCUCUGCCAGUGCCUCUGGAGAGGGCCAUUAACCAAAGUGACGUGGACCGACACAAUUCCGUGAUAACAGAACUCUUGAAGAUGGGGGCAAAAAUCACGGGCGAUGUAAGCAUAAAGCCGAAGAUCCCAUUUAAAGCAUGCCUGGAAGCCUUCAACACAGUUGAGGCUAUAGAUGACUUCUACAGUACAGCUGCCAACACGAAGGUGACUGCACGCAAAACAACCAAGCUGCGAACCUUUCCUGACUACCUGACGAUACAGCUGAAGAAGUUUACUACAGACGAACAAGGGACUCCCAUGAAGUUAGAUGUGGAAGUUCUCAUACCUGAUGAACUUGACCUCAAGUUCUUGCGAGGACAUGGUCUUCAACCUGGGGAAGAGCUGUUGCCAGAAAUCAAGCAGUUUGGACCACCCACUCAAAGUGUCAGCACUGAGGUGCAGAAUGCUGAUGAGAACGAGAUGGAAACAUCCAGUCUCUCGCAGAUCAGGGAUGGACCAGAGAAGUAUGAGCUGAUGGCAUUCAUCAGCCACAUGGGGCAAUCCACCUUCAUGGGCCACUACGUGUGCCACAUAGUGAAGGAUGGCAAGUGGGUCAUCUUCAAUGACAACAUGGUAUGUGUGUCCGGUCGCCCACCUAAGGAGUUCGGCUACCUCUACAUUUACCGCCGAACUCCUGACAAUGCAGAAGAACUUACAAUGAAGCGACCGAGAAUGGAUACUGCACCGUCUAGUGUCAUCUAGGUGGUGGGGCCACAGCGAGGCCUUUCACUUCCUGCCAGACUAGAAGUGACUGCCAAUUGAUUGCUGUAGUUGCGGACGUUUUUUGUGUUAACGCUCUAUAAAGAUAUUUUUAGCGCUUUAGUAAGGUAGCCUUUCCUUGUCCUUUGUUGAUGCACCUGUCUGGGUGAAGCAGCGAUGGCAUCGUCAUUCAUACUUUGUAAAGUAAUAUAUUGAAUUCCUUUCUUUGUUUCUUUUUGAAAAUAUACUGAAGUACCAUAUCUGCACAAAUACGAUAUGAAUGGAAUAUCACAUGCAGAGAGUCUUUGAACAACUCAGAGGUGCAGAUUGACCUAUGAAGUUUUGUUGCUUAAUGGGUGCUCAAUAAUAGAUUACAAUGGAAUCUAUAGGGACUAAAGAGAUAUUUUUUGACUGCCCAGCUUACCAAGGAAUUCAGCUGAACAGAGUUCACUCUAGGGGUAAGUUGUCUGCUGCACUUCAUUGAAAGCUGUUACUCUAGAAGCAGGCAUACAAAUGCAUAACUUUAACCUGCAUACUGUAAGAGAGAAUAAAAUAUUUUGUUGAACUCA